This is a messenger RNA of Toxorhynchites rutilus septentrionalis, 2119 nucleotides long. It is a transcript of the gene l(3)72Dn, whose product is annotated as U3 small nucleolar RNA-associated protein 4 homolog. Gene Ontology annotation, biological process: maturation of SSU-rRNA from tricistronic rRNA transcript (SSU-rRNA, 5.8S rRNA, LSU-rRNA). NCBI's taxonomy places the organism in Eukaryota, Metazoa, Arthropoda, Insecta, Diptera, Culicidae. The transcript has 3 exons. Gene Ontology annotation, cellular component: t-UTP complex; 90S preribosome; small-subunit processome. Bases 76 to 2097 code for a protein of 673 amino acids. Gene Ontology annotation, molecular function: protein binding; RNA binding. The record is from RefSeq and is a predicted model, not a curated record.
CACGGCCGCACGCUGCAUCGUAGAUUCGGUUAUACGUUAAUAUAUAUAUUCAAAACUGGUGGUUUAUAAGCAAAAAUGAAGGCUAAAUCCAAAUCAGGGGAGUGUAAUCUGCAUCAUAUACAGUUCUAUAACUUGCUGCCCCGAGGAAUCAGUUGUUCCGCGGUGAAUAGCGAGAACAGUAAACUUGCACUGUCAAGGGACGAUGGCACAAUCGAAAUAUGGAAUUUAUCGGCAGCCCCGUUCCUGGAGAAAUCAAUCCCUGGUGGUGAGAAUGUGUCUAUCGAGGGACUAGCAUGGGUGGGUGAUCGGCUAUUCUCCGUUGGUCUUGCUGGUGCACUUCUUGAAUGGGACCUUCGGCUGCUUAAGGUGAAAACGUCUCUGCUGUUAACUGGCGAUGCUGGCUGGUGCUUGGACGUCAGUAAAGACGCACGCAGAUUAGCCGUCGGAACCGAAGGGGGGUACAUAAACAUUUAUGAUGUUGAGCAGGAUGAGAUCAAUUACGAGAAGAUUUUGGAUAAACAAGAGGGAAGGAUUGUGUCCAUCCGUUUCGAUUACAGUGGUGACUUUUUGGUAACUGGCUCAGCUGACGCCGUCCGAGUGUGGAAUGCGAAGAAAGGACAUGCGAUCCACAAGAUGACAACCGGGCGAGCGGAACGAAACAAAGAAACCAUUGUGUGGGACAUUCUGGUUUUGAGAGACUUUACGAUUAUUUCGGGAGAUUCCAGAGGCAAAAUUAUGUUUUUCGACGGAAAUCUUGGUACAUCGGUUGAUUCCAUUUCCGUAUCCAAAGCAGACAUUUUGUGUUUGGCUAUUGACGAUGAGGAAAAGACUUUGUAUGUAAGUGGCAUAGAGCCAAUUGUGCGACUCUUCCAGCGUGUCGAAGUUACGAAGGCCAACGAGAAGGUCAAUAGUUUCACACGGUCCAUCAGCAGGAGGCUCCAUACUAACGAUAUUAAAACAUUAGCAUUGCUCCGCCACGAGUUGCUUUCCGGUGGGGUUGACGGAACGCUCAUAAAAAGUAUGUUCCCUCCGCUAACAGUUGACAAAUAUAUUCCUCUUCUGGAGGCACCCAGUUGUGUACUGGUAGACGAAAGUCGAAUGGUUCUUCUCAAAUACGUAAACUAUUUGGAGGUUUGGACAUUGAGUUCACCUUCGGUUGAAAGCCAAAAAAUUUUGCAGAUCAGAAGCAAAUUAGAUGAACAUAUCGUUGCUUCGUCCAUUUCUUCCAACGGACGGUGGAUCAUUUACUCAAGCGAGUCAAAGGCACGUUUGUAUCGAUUCGAUUACGCCAGCGAGGGUCAAUCGCGUCUAGUCCCCAUGCGAACGGUUCCGGAUCAGUUUGAUCGGUGCUAUCGUGUUGAGUUCACACACGACUCGAAAGGAGUAUUUUUGUUUAAGCACGAAGGAACGAUAGAGUAUUUUACGUUCACCGAAAAGGAUGAUUUCGACCACAAACAGACCAUAGAGACGGAAAAAUACUUCGCGGACAAAGUUCACCUGGCCGCCAUCUCACGAGAUGACAGAUUUCUGGUAUGUGCAAGUCUUUGCACCGCAAUUAUUGUAUUUCAGCGACAGGAGUCGGACAAAUGGACACGGUUGACUACACUGCCCAAGUACAGAAUGCCACCAACAGCCAUUGCUAUACAUCCCAAUUGUCCGAUUUUGGCAGCGGUUUUCCCCGAUCACAAGAUCUUCCACUAUGAUUUUAGCGAGUUUAAAUUUACGUUUUCUUCAUACUUGAAGCUAGAUCAAUUAGGAGGAUCUUUGAACAAAGCCGUCAGUGACAUUGUGUUCGAUCCCAGAAACGACGAUGCGAUGAUUUUGCAACACGAUUCGGACCUGUUGGUGUCGGAGUUUGAAGACUGUGAUUCGAGUUAUUCAGAAACCAAACGGAAGAAUUGCGGAGGCAAGAACGGUAGCGAGGAAGAUCAAACACCUAGGCGACGAUAUAGUAUGAAGGUUCUGAAGAAGUACAGUCGGUUGGUGUGUACGCGAUGGUUAGGAAACGAUGAGCUGGUCGUAAUAGAAGCGAAUCCACUAUCCAUGGUUGAAUAUUUGCCGCCGGCAUACAGGAGAAAGGUAUUCGGAGCGGCAUAGUUUAUAAAAAAAAAAGAAAAAA